Molecule: messenger RNA, 1907 nt
Organism: Pogonomyrmex barbatus (red harvester ant)
Lineage: Eukaryota; Metazoa; Arthropoda; Insecta; Hymenoptera; Formicidae
Gene: Brms1
Product: breast cancer metastasis-suppressor 1-like protein
Source: RefSeq, a predicted model, not a curated record
CUUCUUUCUCAUAAGUUAGAUAUUUCACUGAAGUAAUAGUCGUACGCAUGUGCAGAAAGAAUAUUACUAAGAACAACUGAUUACCAGCUGUCAAGUAUUGCUCGCUGAGCUGAUACCGCGCGUUGAGGCGCGUUAGUUGACAAUCGAACGUGAAGUAUAUACGAAAGGUAUAUAUUUUAAUGAGAUAAAUGCCAAGCGUCAAAGAUGAAUCGGAAGGUGAAGGGGAGGAGAUGUCUCAUGACAGUAAUGACAGUAACCAGAGCUCUGCAUCCUGUGAUAGCAGUCCAGAGCACACUGACAGCGAUGAUUCAUCGGAGAUGGAUGAGGAUGAAUGUGAGAGGAGGCGCAACGAAUGCAUGGAGAAUCUAUUAGAUUUAGAAAGACAAUUUACUUUACUUAAAGAACAAUUGUACCGAGAAAGAAUCACGCAAGUGGAUACAAAGCUCGGAGAAGUACGUGUUGGAAAAUCUGAAGAAUAUUUAAUACCUUUGGAACGGCUAAAAGAAAAUAUGAAAACGAAAACAGAAGUUGCCGGGAUACUGAAAAAAUAUAGACUACAAAAUAUUCAAAAUAAAUUUCAAGCAGAAGAGCAAGCUGCCAAACAAAAUUUUGAAAGUGAGAAAGGCUUAAUCUGGGACUGCAUCCAUAACGAUCUACAAGACAAGAUUCGUCGUCUAGAAGAAGAUAGAAAUAAUGUGGAUAUUCAUGCAGAUUUAUGGCUUAAUACAACCGGUAGAAGACGUAGGAAUCAUACGGAAAGAAGACGAGCGGUUUCCGUCGCAGGUCCUUAUAUUGUUUACAUGCUCAAUGACGCGGAUAUACUAGAAGAUUGGGCGUUAAUAAAGAAAAGCCUAAGUAGCCGAAAAACAGAAAUUAUGUAAGUUACAUUGAAGAGCCGUUAAAAAUAGCUUCGUUAAAUUACGCAUCCAUCCUUGAAAUAACAGAAAUUUCGUCCAACCGGAAGUAUGUCUAAAAUUAGACAAGCAACUGGCAUCUAUUGAGCAUCUGAUAUCUGUACAGUGUGCCUUGAUGUAAAAAUAAGGGUAAUUAUUUACUACAGUAUAAAUAAUUAUCGAAUUAAAAUAUCAUAUUCGCCAAGACAUUUCUGUGGUGCACUAGUGCAGGAAAAUUAUGUACACACAACUGUGCCGUCAGAAGAGACAAAUUUAUAGUUCACAGGAAAAAAGAAGAGACUUAUAAUAGGUUUAUAUUAAUUUUAACUCAUAGAAAAACUUACAAGACAAACAAUUGUGUUAAACCAUAGUCAAAUGUCAAUUAAUUUUGAUAUUCGAUAUAUGUAUCAUCAUUGUUUAUUUCUCUUUCUAUUCUUCAUUGUACAAUUCUAUCAUCUACUUUAUACUUCCUAUUUCACAUAGUGAAAUACGAAAUUAUGAAAAAUAAGAAGACAAGCGUAAAGUGUUGUUUUUUCACAAUUUUCAACAUCUAAAUAUAAAUUGCCUCUCUUAUCAUCGCGUCCUACUAAAAUAUCCAAUAUUUCUAAAUCAUCGCAGCCAUUAGAAAAUAAUGCAAUGGUUUUCUUUUUAUCAUCACAGUCUAGUCGAGAAGAAUAAAUAAUACGAUAUUGCACAGUUGCUUGGAAUCUGGGACAUAAUAUUGAAAAUUUAAUGAUUAAAAACAAUAUCUUAUAUUAUUAUGAAAGUUUCAUUUUCAGCAAAUGUGCGUUUAUUUAAAAUAUAAGUGAUGGUUGCAUAAAUAUAUUUUAUUAGUACGCUGUUUAAAUAUAUCUCACAACAUUUUAAUUUAAGAUAUAUGGCGAAGAAAACUACAAUCCGCAAAAUUUGUGUGUGACAUUGUAAUAAGUAGUGUGAUACAAUGACUGAGAGAAGGAAUCAUAUGCAAAAGAACUCUGUAUUAUAAAUAAAGUGUAUUUUAAUUUUUUUACAACA